UCCCCUCACAGAAAAGAUCAAGUCCUCCAAAGACAGACAGAGCGUUCAUCAUGCUGCUGCUCCUCUUCUUGUUCGGCCUGGCUCUGGCUGCUCCACCUACUUCAGAUGAACCUGAUUUGCUGGUACAGCAUGAAAGCUGUCCCGAGUUCUGGUUCAGCUUCAACGACCGCUGCUACAAUUACGUCGCCACUCCUAAGACCUGGAUUGAUGCAGAGCUCUACUGUGUGUCACAGAGAGCCAACCUGGUGUCCAUCCACAGCCUGGAGGAGCAGGCUUUUGUCAAAAGCCUUGUCAAAAGCCAUGACCCUACUCAGAAACCGGCCUGGAUUGGACUCAGUGACGUCCACAGCAGUGGAGGAAGCUGGUCAGAUGGCACAGCAGUCAACUUUACGUUUUGGUGUCCAGGCGAGCCAAACAAUGCCAGAGGAAUUGAGAACUGUGCACACAUGAACUGGUGCAGUCUCUUGAGAUGGAAUGACACACCAUGCAGCAACAGUUACGCUUUUGUUUGUGCAACCCGCAUUUGUUAUUAGAGAAGAUGUUGAAUCUACUCUAAACAGGGAUUGUUUAAGUACACACAUUCAUCUGUGCCUCUGUAUGUUCACAGGCAAGUCAAGCAAUGUGUAUCCUCACAAAUAUCUGCUGCUUGAAUGGUGGAUCAAAGAAAAUUCUUUAGAAUUAUUGGAAUUAUCUGUGUGCCAGGAGCUGGUAUGGGUUCAGGCUGUUCUUUAAAUCUGACUGGCCACUACUGAUACAAUAAAUUAAUGAAUAACAAAAGCUACCCAGUUCACAUUUUUUAUGAAAUAGACAUUACAGAGAGAACUAAUGCCAGUACAUUCUGUUUAGGUUGUACUAAGUGGAAACACAAAACAACACAAAAGAUGCAAUUCUUCACAGGUGAUAUUGUAAUUUUUAUUCCAAAUGACAUCUAGGCUAUAAAUUAAAGCCCCCUAGACUCAUGAUUAUACAGUCAUGGACAAAAAUAUUGGCCCCCCUGGAAUUUUUCCAGAAAAUGCACCAUUUCUCCCAGAAAUUGUUGCAAUUACAAAUGUUUUUGGUAUAGAUGUUUAUUUCCUUCAUGUG
This is a messenger RNA of Cheilinus undulatus (humphead wrasse), 1083 nucleotides long. Its product is annotated as lactose-binding lectin l-2-like. The transcript has a single exon. Gene Ontology annotation, molecular function: signaling receptor activity. The coding region runs from base 51 to 533 and encodes 160 amino acids. The record is from RefSeq and is a predicted model, not a curated record. NCBI's taxonomy places the organism in Eukaryota, Metazoa, Chordata, Actinopteri, Labriformes, Labridae.